UUAAAACUAGCAACGAAUAAAUCUGAAAUCAUAACAUUUUUCAUCUCUGGCAAUUGUAAGCGUAAAUCCAUUAAUUAAAUUUGAGUUUAACAUAGUUAAUUUAAACAAGUUCUUCUUACAGAAGGGGAUAUUUUGAGCUGUCAAUCAUUUUAUUCCGUAGCCAGAUCAAAGUUCCAAAUGACUGAUAUCGGAUGGGGAAAGUUGCAGGCCUACGAAGCAUAUGGCCGAGCUGGGGACAAGAAAGAGGAUUUCGACAUUGUAACGUACGAGGCUGCGUUGUCUGACAAAUAUUCUUCUUUUCGACAUGCGUCACACUCCAUGCUUUUUGCCAGGAACGACGUGCUUCUAUGGGAUUUAUACUGCCCUAGGGCUGCAGUGUUGAUGCAGAUGAGGUUUGAUGGCUUGCUAGGAUUUCCAGGUGGUCUAGUUGAUCCAGGUGAACACCCACUCCAGGCAGCAAACCGUGAACUAGAAGAAGAAAUUGGUCUGGACACUGAGAAGUUUAAACUGACAGAUAGUGACCAUGUUAUUUCCUUUGUGAACAAGGGCAAAAAUCUUGUGCUACAUUUUUAUGGGAAGGAGGUCACCUUGCCACAAUUUCAGGAAAUUGAAUUAGAGAAUCUAAAGGCCCCUGAUUAUGGAGCAGAAACACUGGGUAUAUUGAGACCUCCACUGUACACUAUGGGUGAUGGAUACAGAGGGCUCCCAGCCUUUCUCUCCAAUAACUUCGCAGGGAAUGCUCGUCAGGAGUUAUUGAUUGGAAUUCAACACUAUAAAAUCCUCUCAGAAGAAGAAAUCCAAGAAGCUUUGAAUUCCUACUUAACUUUCCAACAACAGAAUAAAGACUCUAUAGGCCUGACUAAUCUAGAGAAUUAAAUAACAUAUUUUAUGUGUACUUUUUUGUUUAUCUGUGUAUUGGAAAUCCAUAGUAUGUAGGAUUUUGGGUGAAAGGGGGUUCUUAUAGAUGGCAAGGGGUCUGGGUUCUGCCAGUCUUCAGUAGGUCAAGGACAAUGCUAGAUGGGGUCAAAGCCCACAGUAAGCUUCUGAACACCAGCAAUUACUGGUAAAGAACCUUAUUUUGACAGUAAUCUUACUGUUAUUUCAUUGAAGUAUAACUGAAAAUAUAUAUAUGUGAAAUAGUUUUGAGAAGGCAUGAGCCAUGUGCGCCCUAAUCUGAAUAUAGGUCUGUAGUACCAAUGGUACCAUGAAGCUUUGAACAAAAUAUUUAGUCAUCCCAGUUAAGACCCCUGGUUAAAAUG
Messenger RNA from Saccostrea cuccullata (small rock oyster), 1259 nucleotides. RefSeq names its product U8 snoRNA-decapping enzyme-like. The record is from RefSeq and is a predicted model, not a curated record. Gene Ontology annotation, molecular function: phosphodiesterase decapping endonuclease activity; snoRNA binding. Gene Ontology annotation, biological process: mRNA catabolic process; sno(s)RNA catabolic process. Lineage: Eukaryota; Metazoa; Mollusca; Bivalvia; Ostreida; Ostreidae. Bases 178 to 876 code for a protein of 232 amino acids. Gene Ontology annotation, cellular component: nucleus. The transcript has 3 exons.